ACAGCCAUUUUUCAUCCACAAGGCACAAACCUACAACACAAAAACAACAAAACCACAGACGAGGAGCAUGACAGAAAAACAACCAAAACACAAUUGAGUGAAAUUGAAAUGAGGGAAGGGAAUAAAGGUGGGAUUGGUGGGAAUGAUCAGCUGACGCAAUCUGGAGUAGCAGUAGCACAGACAGAAAACAGAAAAUAACAUAAACAACCUAACCUGUAAAAAUUCUGAAUAUGUCCAAAUAUAUGGUUCCUGUCGGAGGAGACAAAUUGGACAAUGACUUACAUUCCUUAAAAUCCGAUGAGAAAGCAUACAUCCGCUUUAUCAACAAAACGGACCGAACCAUUGAGUUGGUCUGGAUAAAUUUCAAGGGGGAGUACUGGCGGUACCAAGUACUCAGAAAAGACGAAUACCUUGAUGUAAAUACAUACAAAACGCAUCCUUGGAUGGCCCUAGACCAGAUCACCAAAGACAGAAUGCAUGUUGAUAGUAAGUUCUUGUUUUUACCGAAAACUAGUGCUGAAUAUCUUCAGGAGAGGUACCCUGAUAAGAUAGUCCCUGAGCACUAUGAAAUGAGGAUGAGGGUGUAUGUCACCCUCCCAAUGUAUAGUUUGAAAUAUGCUGCAUUAUUAUCAAUACGGAAUCGACUGAGGAACACUGAAGAUGCAGAUGUCUUGGAAUUACCAAGAGAAUUGAUAGAGGAACUGAAGAGAACUAUUAAUCAUAGGAAACACAUGUGCAGUACUGUAAGGAAACUCCAUGUAUCAACCCGUUGA
Phaedon cochleariae (mustard beetle) is the source of this 773-nucleotide messenger RNA. The record is from the annotation of a GenBank genome assembly. Lineage: Eukaryota; Metazoa; Arthropoda; Insecta; Coleoptera; Chrysomelidae.